Molecule: messenger RNA, 1341 nt
Organism: Arvicanthis niloticus (Nile rat)
Lineage: Eukaryota; Metazoa; Chordata; Mammalia; Rodentia; Muridae
Gene: Gcsh
Product: glycine cleavage system protein H
Biological process (GO): protein lipoylation; glycine decarboxylation via glycine cleavage system
Cellular component (GO): cytoplasm; mitochondrion; glycine cleavage complex
Source: RefSeq, a predicted model, not a curated record
UGCGCGCGUUGUCCUAUCCGAAGUGGAACCUUCAAGCUGUCCAGUCAGAGCGCGCCUCUCCCGGGUCCCGCCCCUGGGCCUCGGUGCUCCGCUUACUCCGGCCCAACCCGUCCCCACCAGCCCGGUGGCGGAGUCGAAGCGCAGUUACCCUCGGGACCUCGGAUCAUGUCGCUGCGAGUGGCGAGGAGCGUGCGGGCUGUGGCCUGCAGCCUACGCACCGCCCUGGCCUCCUGCCCGCCGCGGCCCUGGGCGCCGAGAGCCGCCGCCGUCCGCUCGCUGCGCACCGGAUCUGCUUUGCUGUCGGUGCGUAAAUUCACAGAGAAACAUGAAUGGAUAACAACAGAGGAUGGUAUUGGAACAGUGGGAAUCAGCAAUUUUGCUCAGGAAGCUUUGGGAGAUGUUGUUUACUGUAGUCUUCCUGAAAUUGGGACAAAAUUGAAAAAACAAGAGGAGUUUGGCGCUUUGGAGAGUGUAAAGGCUGCCAGUGAACUCUACUCUCCCCUGUCAGGAGAGGUAACUGAAGUCAAUGAAGCACUUGCAGAAAACCCAGGACUUGUCAACAAAUCCUGUUACGAAGACGGUUGGCUGAUCAAGAUGACACUGAGUGACCCUUCUGAGCUGGAUGAACUAAUGAGUGAAGAAGCAUAUGAGAAAUAUGUGAAGUCCAUUGAGGAGUGACCGUAGCACACCUCCACUUCCAGAUAAAACUGGGAUGGGACCUGCUCCAUGCUUGUCUUAAACUAGUGGAGAAUAGAGGACUUGAAAUAACUUUUAGCGAUACUGAUGGAAAGAAACUGUUCUUGACAGUGCUAAAGACCCACCCCCAUCUUCCUAAUGGAUGCAGAUAAACACAGUGGACAGAUUUUUGAUAAUCACCAUACUAAGUAUUUAGACUAGGGGUUAAGUUCUGGUGUUUAGAAUUCAUAAGAUCAUCUGCAGUAAAAAGUGGUUAUGAGGCUGGUUUUGGUGAUGGACCACUGUUUAAUCCCAGCAGAGGCGGAUGUUAGUUCAAGUCAGUCUACAUAACAGGUUCCAGACCAGCCACAGCUACGUGGUGAGACCCUACUCACUGGUUAUAAGAAUUUCAUAAUUCAGGAUAACAGUGGUUUAUCUUACAUAAUUUUGUAACUUGCCCAUAUCCACCACCGGAUUUUGGUCAGAGACUUAGUGUCUUCUCAUUGGAAAUGCCUGGGAAUGCAGGGAAGUGUUGCACAGUGUUGUCAGAUGCAGGAGAGUACUGUCUUGGUUUUGCCAUGUGCUGUGUUGGCUGUUGUUCCCACCGGGAAGCACUGGCUUUGCAGCACCACGAGAAACAAAUAAAACAUUCAUCUUCUUUGUUCA